Messenger RNA from Aphanomyces invadans, 726 nucleotides. RefSeq lists its product as hypothetical. Bases 1 to 726 code for a protein of 241 amino acids. The transcript has 2 exons. NCBI's taxonomy places the organism in Eukaryota, Oomycota, Saprolegniomycetes, Saprolegniales, Verrucalvaceae. The record is from RefSeq and is a predicted model, not a curated record.
AUGAUGAAGCUUUUCAGCGAACUCUACGGCAUCAAGUUCUUCAUGGGCGAGUCCUAUCUGUUUCAAAACCAGCUGGAGAUUCGCAUCCGCCACACUGAAUCUGCCCGUGCGUAUGGCAAUCGUUUCAAGAUUCAUCUGGAUGAAGUGUUCGAUGCUGGGAUGACCAUCGACGACAAGCUCCAAGUUCACAUAUUCCUGAACAGCCUCGAUGAGUGGUUUGAGUCCUUUAUCAACUUUCAAGCUCAUGUCUUUCAACACGGCGAAGCCAUCGAUGGCACGACGCUACCCAAAUUGUUUACUGCACUUAUUCAAAAGGAGAUCCGGAGCAUUUCGCCUACUGCAACAUACGCAACCAAACUGAGAAUGUUUGCCGUCGCAAGCCUGCCGACCAGCAGCAUUCCAACAUUGGUCAACGGCGUCCCGAACAACACCGCUCCGCCUGUGGAUUCUGCUGCAACUGCAUCGUCGGAGCGUCUCCGUGGAUCGUCAUCUCAAGCGUCGUCUGGCCCCAAUCGCCGUCGCUAUGGUCAGUCUUCUGUCAUCCAUGUCAGUAUGCUUGCCAACGUGAGCCACUUCACACUACAAUCCUCCGCUCCACUUCCUGACGUCUCCCCGGAAUGGAUUAUGGAUUCUGGCGCAUCUGAUCAUUACUGCAACAAUGCUGCUUGGUUUGAAGAACUCCGCCCUUGUCUGGCAAAGCUCGAGCUGCAUAUGGUGGCGACAUGA